ACAGAACCUAAUCACAUAACCUUGGUUAAUUAGGUUUUUUUUAAUGUAACACAAAAUAUCGUUAGAACAAUACGGUAUCGUCUCAAGGAUUUUAAUUUCUACAGGUAUCGAUGUUUGGUUUUGUUUUACAGCAAAUAAUUCUAGGCACCCACCAAGGACGAAAUUACAAAUGUUAAGUUACAAAAACUCCAUGCAGCAGCAUUUCAGAUUUCACUUCCACCUCAGUGGACCCAUCCCAGACGUCAUUUUUCACAGACGAGCAUAUUAACGACGAUGAACUACUUCCAGAAAAUGCGUCAAGCAAAGGUCAUUCCUUCAGCUCCUGGUCUGGCACCAUGAAAAUGUAUAGUGUUUGGUCACCCUUUUCUCACAUACAAUAUCAAAGUGACCAAACCAUUUCUGAAAAGCCAUGAUUUACAACUUGGGAAAUCUUACUGGAUGGAUGCUAAAGUGAAAGACAUCUUGAACGAUGCACUAGACAAGUUUCCAAAUGACUAUCACAUCAACUGCGGGGGUCCUGCGCUCAACAUUGCCAGAUCAGCACAGGCAAUGGUACACACGCCACGUUCUCUCAUAUUUCUGGGCGAGAAAGCUUUGGACGACAUGAGCAUCCAGCUCGUCCACGUCUUCAAGGAGUCCCAUCUAGGUUUUCAGCUGGAAGAAAACCACAAAUCAAAGACAAAUGUUAUGGUAAUCUUGUACUGUAAGGACAAGUGGUGCGAGCUAUACUUUGUGGAUGCGAAUUCUUCCUUCAGUACAUCGUUCGUUGACAGGCCGUCAAUCAGCAAACUGCUGUCUCGGUCAAACAUUCUCAUUCUUUCUGAUUUGAGCAUUUUAAUGACGCCAAAAGCAGCUCAAAAGUUUUCCUAUUACUGCUCGGCAAGCUUUAAAGUCCUGGCUGUGAAUUUGUCGAACGUUGACAUUUUGACCCGGGCUAAACUCAACGUGUGCGACAUCUUGAACUGUGCGGACAUUUUGUUUCUCAAUAAACGGAGUGCUAAAGCAUUGAUGCAGAUUUUCAACAUCUCAUGUGUGAGUACACUUAGGCAAACUAGUCACAUUGCUGCCUGGAUCAAGUCCCUCUCCAAAAAACAGUGCACAGUCGUAGUAUUCAACGGAAAUGUGGUCUAUGUUACAGAUUCCAACGUAACGUCCAAGCAUAAGACACCAUUCAAGAAAAAACACCCUAUUGUAGAUCAUUAUGGAGUUCAUUGUGCCUUUGUUGGAGGGUUUAUAGCUGGAAUCGGUCAAGGCUGCCCGUUGGAUAUUUGUAUCGACAGCGGAUUUUACUGCGCGGAUAUCGUAACUGGUCAGUUUGGUCUGACCUUCCCGUCCAAUAUGGGAGACCUAUUGUCACUUUGGAAACUACACAUGGAACAGUAUUUGGCGAAGAAAGCCUCACUCAACAAUGGGGAAAUAUCAACGCCUUUUAAGAAACUGAGUACCUGAGGUUUCGUCAUACCAGUGGGUUGGGAGUGGAUGUUGAUAUUAGUAGAAUAUUACUUGCUAUACCAUUGGUUUUCUAGCUGAAUUUUUUUCAAUUGUUCACUUUUUUCAUUAAACGUUGCUGCGACUUUU
Molecule: messenger RNA, 1578 nt
Organism: Physella acuta
Lineage: Eukaryota; Metazoa; Mollusca; Gastropoda; Physidae
Product: adenosine kinase
Biological process (GO): purine nucleobase metabolic process; purine ribonucleoside salvage
Cellular component (GO): nucleus; cytosol
Molecular function (GO): adenosine kinase activity
Source: RefSeq, a predicted model, not a curated record